This is a messenger RNA of Stegostoma tigrinum, 5498 nucleotides long. It is a transcript of the gene rab5b, whose product is annotated as RAB5B, member RAS oncogene family. The record is from RefSeq and is a predicted model, not a curated record. Lineage: Eukaryota; Metazoa; Chordata; Chondrichthyes; Orectolobiformes; Stegostomatidae. Gene Ontology annotation, molecular function: GTPase activity; GTP binding. The coding region runs from base 360 to 1001 and encodes 213 amino acids. The transcript is spliced from 7 exons.
AGGCAGCGCUCGGGACAAUAGGGGCACUGUUUGCGGCGGAUGGACACACAGCCGGCACCGCGGCAGCUGUCGAACUGAGUGAGGCGGCUGUGAGGAGUCGUGCGGCCCCCGGGGGGGACGGAGCAGGAUCUAAAUAAGGAAUAGUGAAACCUGACAAGCACAUGGAGAGGCCUUGCUGUCAUAUGUCAUCAUACUGGAGUGUACUGCGUGUCACCAUGUGAUUCUCCAAUAGAUGGAUUGAAUACAGACGCUGUCAAACUGAGACUCAGGAUAUAAACAUAGAGCAGUUCCUCUUCCAUGGUUGUGCAGUUUGAAACAUCAUUGCAACUAGAAUACUGAACUUUGAAGCAAAAGGAAUCAUGGCAAGCAGAGGAGCUUCUAGACCAAAUGGUCCUGGCCAGACAAAAAUCUGUCAAUUCAAGCUGGUUCUAUUAGGAGAUAUGGCGGUGGGAAAAUCAAGUUUAGUCCUGCGUUUUGUCAAAGGCCAGUUUGAUGAAUUCCAAGAGACAACAAUUGGUGCUGCUUUUCUUGCUCAGUCAGUCUGUCUGGAUGACACAACAGUGAAAUUUGAGAUUUGGGAUACUGCUGGUCAGGAGCGUUACCACAGUUUAGCACCAAUGUAUUACAGGGGAGCCCAAGCUGCCAUAGUGGUCUUUGAUAUCACAAAACAGGAAACAUUUGAUCGAGCAAAAGCGUGGGUAAAAGAAUUGCAGAGACAGGCCAGUCCUAAUAUAGUGAUCGCCUUGGCUGGCAACAAAGCUGACCUGGCAGAUAAAAGAAUGGUGGAGUAUGAGGAAGCACAAGCAUAUGCCGAAGAUUGUGGUCUGCUGUUCAUGGAAACAUCAGCUAAGACAGCUAUGAAUGUCAAUGACAUAUUUCUUGCAAUAGCAAAGAAAAUGCCAAAGAACGAUCCGCAAAAUCCAGCAACUGCUGCCAGAAAUCGAGGCGUAAAUCUUCAGGAAACAAACCAGCAGAGUCAAAGGGGUUGCUGUGGCAAUUAACAGUAUUUGGACCUCGAACAAAUGAACAAUAGAAAAUAUGGAUAUUGGAGAUUUUCUUUCCUUUUUAUAUUAUUAGCACACUUUACUGUGCUAAUUUCUUUUAUUCUCUUCCAUUUUGGACUACUGCAUGAGUCAUUCUUCUCAUGGUUGAUUACAGGUCUCUUCUGCUUUUACCUGGUACCUGUAGAAAGCAAAUGAUGUAAAUAGCGUGUCAAAUCAUUAUGUAAAGGUUAGUUAUCCCUUUUCACCAGAUUCAAUGAAGGCCUUCUCUGCAAAUCACAUUUUGUUGAGGAAAGAUAUUCUCCCACUCUUCCUUGCUCUUAUACUCAAUCCACUAUAAUUUCUUCCUAGUAACUAAUUUGAUUACAAUUUCAUGUACAAUAAGUCUAAUUUGGAAGUAUUCUGAAAUGCGAUACACAAAAUCUCUCUGAAUGCAUUUUUUCAUAACUUCCACACAAGGUUAGCUUGGGGUAGGGAAGGUAUUUUUAAAAUGUAAUAUAAUACAGUUUUGAAAAAGCUUUCAACAAUUGCUUAUGUGAACCUUUCAGAACAACAGUGUGCUGGCUCUGAUUACUUGGGCACAAUAUUUAGAAGCUCAGCACUGCUUUUUGCUGUUGUAGUUUGAAACCCCAGUAAAGUCUUACCCAUAAUAACAAACAACUAAAUCCUGUUAACAAAUGAAAAUUGCUUAGAGCAAGGCUUGUUUAAAGUGCAGGUGGCAGUGCCCUUCUUCAUUUAUCUUCCAUAUAUCAUGGCCAAGUCGAAGAAAGCUGUUGGGAUAAACUGUUACAAUUGCCGGUUUAUUUUGUGCUCCUGAUGACGUUUUGCUUCUCACAUAUAGACCAUAGUCAUGUAUAUAUUUCUUCCUACACAUCAGUAGGAGAGAUAAUGCUGUACUGAUGGUGUGUUUUGUAUGUCUGUUCUCAGUGUAGUAUAUUGAGUGUAUAUUAGAUAUUCUUGUACAGCGUAAGGGGGGGAAGAAUGUUACAUCCAAAUCUGUAUUAGUUGCAGGAUGUCUUCUUUUUAACGAACUCUUGUGACAGAUUAUAAGUGGGGUGUAAAUUUGUUAAAGUUGACAGUCUGAAAUGAUCCCUUUCUUUUGGUCAGAUUUUAAGGUGUAUGUAAAUUUGUCCUAAAAGUCUUGCUUUUCCGAAGCCCAUGUGAAAAAAAAAGCUCUUGAUGCUUUAGUUCAGAGUAAGUUGUUGGUGUCAAAUCUCUCUCCAUAUCUUAUUGCUUCAAUGUUGAAGUUUGCAUCAGCUACCUGAGAAAAGGAGACAAAAAAUUUACUCGGAAGUGCAGUAAUGUUGAUGCUCUUUUAUUAACCGAAUCGAUUGACAUGGAGAGCAGGGACCACUCUAGGUGGCUUUAAUUGCAAUGGAACAUUGUACCAUUUAUGAACUUAUUAGUGUUGCAUUAAGCCACUUGGCUUAAAAUUACCGUUUUUUGAUCCAUUUUUCAAAACACCAAGACAAAUGUACAUUGUUGGAAGGCAUGAAAAAUUUUACUAUAUGAAUGAAUGUUGGGAUUUCAUUUUAACCAGUUAUUCUAAAAUGGCAAGGAUUGCUAACAAGAGACAGAUAAUAUUUUGGGGUCUUGACUUGUUUGGCGAAAAAAGGUAAGCAUUGGUUAUAAUUUGACAUUACUACCUAUUGUCAACCCACAUUCACAAGGAUUUAGUGCAAUUAAAUAGGAAAUUAUUGAAGCUGUAUCACUGACUUUUGACAUUUUUCUUGCAGAUAAUCUCUGUUCCAUUGCUCUAACCAUACUAUUGCACCUUCUAGGUCCAUCAGAAUGUGGUGUACUAAUUUUUUUUAUAGCAUUGGGGUUGCCUCAGAGUUAGACCAUGUUUAUUAACUUUUGCAGGUGUCAGUAGUCUUAUUUAUUAGAAGCAUGAGAAGAAGAUUGUUCAGUGACUUAAGACUUCUGCAUCAGUUUGAUCAUGGAGCCUGAUCUGUAUUUCAAAUUCGUUUGUCUGUUUUUGCUCCAUAUGCCUUAAUACCCUUGUAUAAUAAAAGUAAUUUAGUUUCUUUCUUGAAAACUUUAAUCAUCCCUGAAUCCAAAAGUGUUUAGGAGAGAAAAUUCCAGAAUUCGGCUGUGUUUUAUAUAAAAGCAGUGUUUGUUGAUUUUUGCCCUUUGGAUCAUUCUUGAUUACACUAGGGCCAAUACUUUCUCUUAACCUUCCCUUAAAUACUGUGAUUAAUUCAUCUUUCAAUCCUCUAUUCUUAAUGAAAAUUUUAAUGGCUCCAGUAAUUUAGUAAAAUUGAGGACUUGUUAAUGCCUUUCGUAAUUGGAUAACAGAACAGGAGAACCAGGCCUUGCCCUGUUUAGCAAUUAGUGUGCAAAGUAUCUCAAAGACUAGGCUGUUGAAGAACCCCUUUAGAACAGGGUGAAUUCAUGGAGCACCAGAUCAGGAUAAGAUAGAGAUUGGGUUAUUGCAGUCAGUGAUUAACCCCUCAAUUCAAUUUUCACUUUCAUAUAAUGGGGCUGUGCACUUAGUUGACUUGCCUUUUUAUUCCUACCUUUUGGAACUGCAGGAGUGUCUGCAGUACUCUCUGCAUGCUUCCCACCUCGCCCACACCCCAAAGCAUCCUUCCUCAAAAUUGAUUAAUUUGCCUUAUUUUAUGCAUAGAAUGUGAAAGAUGAACACAGAGGUGUAAUGCAUCUGAAAUUGAGUUAUGUGCCUUUCUGAAUCAAAUCAAAGCAUACAUACAUCUGUUUUGUUUCUAUAAAUGUGUUUUACUUUGUAAGGUAGAUUGUUACAAAUUUGCAGUCCUGGAGUUGUAUUUCUUCCUGGAAGUGCGUAUUAGGAUUUCUGGCAAAGAAUUCAACAAAUCUGUAGUGCUUUUUCAUCAAUAGUUGAAAAUUCAUUUUGGGUCAUGCUGAUUUCCAUGCCAAAUUUCCAUAUUGUGGUCUUGAUGGGUUAAGCUUUAUACCAGAGUGCAGAUUUGAUCAAAUCUAAUUGCUUAUGUGUAUAAUUAAUUUCAUCAGUUAGCUAUUAAAUAAAUAAUGCAAAUGUUUUACCAUGUUAGAGGCUGGUUCAAGGAGAUACAGUUAACUUAAUGUGACCCGGAAAGCAAGGUUCCUUCCACAUUGAGUACCAGGACGGAAAGCUUUGCACAACACUUUUUUUUUCUUCCAUAAAGAAGAAUGUCAGAAAAAUGAGAUGCUGACUUAGGGGGAGAAACGAAGGAGGCAAGACCUGACUAACAUUUAAUAUGAGGGUGUACUUGUCAAGUUUGAAAAGUGUUGUUACAGUAAGUUUAAAUUGUGUUUAAUGGAAAACUGAACCUUUAGAAUGUGAGUUUUUUUUAUUUAAUGUUACUGUUUUCUUAUCUUGCUGGCAGAUAUGUUUUUCCAACUGAAAGGGUGACAGACAUCCCCUCAGUUCUCUAGGGCCUCACUUCUCUGUAGCACAUUGGAGUUUCAGUAUACUGCAAUAUCAGACACAGUGCUUUUGUUAAUGUAUUUUCACACCUGUGUAAAGCUUUUAUUAUGGUGCUGUUGAUGCAUUCUGCUUUUUUCUUCAAAAGUUCAGUAUGUAAUACCUCUUAAACAAUGGUAACAUUUAUGUUCAAUUGUUUGCAUUAAUGAUAUUUCAACUUUCUUUGCAAUAGCAAAAUCAUUUUAAAAAUAGAUCUUUAUUAUUUAAGAGAUUAUACGUGAUGGUGACUAGUUUAUGAAAUUUUUGAGAAUAGUGUAUAGUCUAAUUUCUAUUUCCAAAUUUGUGCACGAGAAAAGCACUGUCGAAUCAGAUUAUACUAAACCAGAUACUAUUCAUUUAAAAAAACCCUGAAGAGUAACAUUUGUUUGUUACUCGAAAUGCAGUAAUUUUAAAACUAGAAACCUUAUUCUUUGUAAGUUGCAGUAAAACCAAACAACAGCUUAAAUUCAGCUAAUGAAAACAAUGCUUCAGAAAUUUAUUUUGCAGAAUUGCCUGCUACCUAGACUUGACCAAUCUAUUUAAAAGUACCUUCCUUGGUCUGUGGUGUGGUCUGAACUCAGCUAUGACCAUGAUUGGGCAAUCUUUGAGCCUGGGCACUCCAUUGCUUGGGAGUAUUAAGAUUCCUAACUAAUGCUGAGAAGAGUGCAUAUUUGGAUGUAGGGUCAGAUGUUGGGCUCUGUUGUAGUGCACUGCUUGAUCAAAUAGUAAAAUAGCAGAGUAUAUUUUCUGUUUUCAUUGAAAUGAACCGAGCAUCAGCAAAGAAGACAUCAAAUUGAGAAAAAGGAAGUAUUUUCCCUUGCCCUGUUUUAAGACGAGGCAGAAUUAGUUUGGAAAAUGGUUGUUCCCUUUUUGUUUCUUCCAUGGAGGGAGGACAGAAAUGUUAGAACUGUUAUUGUCUGUUCUGGUGAAAGCUGGUGCUGCAACUUGAGUACAGCUUGAAAAUAAGCACUAUACAGAAUACACACUAAUAUUCUUUGGAUCAGUAGAGUGGAUAUAACUUUGUAAAGAUGUUUAUAGUUGUCUUAUUUUAUUGCAAUAAAUGCAGAUAAGCAAAA